Molecule: messenger RNA, 624 nt
Organism: Prunus armeniaca (apricot)
Lineage: Eukaryota; Viridiplantae; Streptophyta; Magnoliopsida; Rosales; Rosaceae
Source: the annotation of a GenBank genome assembly
AUGCAUGAAGCCAAACUCGGGCCUACACCAGUUGUUGGUGGACGACGUCUUAGCAUGUCUAAUGGUGAUCCUCUCUCUGAUCCCACUGAGUACCAUAUUAUUGUUGGUGCUCUUCAGUACUUAACCCUUACUCACCCGGACAUUGCCUUUGCUAUUAAUCAAGUUUGUCAGUUUAUGCAUCAACCCAUUACUGUUCAUUGCUCGAUGUUAAGUGCAUUCUUCGUUAACUCAAUGGCACGCUUACUCAUGGGUUACUUUAUUCGCCAAGAACUCUUCAUCUCAGUGCCUAUUCUGAUGCCGAUUAUGGCGGGGAUCCCAACAAUCAUCAUUCCACUAGUGGCUAUUGCGUUUAUUUGGUUCCUUGCCUUAAGCUUUGAUGUGACAAUAUUAGUGCUCUCUCUCUUGCCUCUAAUCUGGUGUUUCACUCUCACACUCGCCAUGUUGAGGUUGAUUAUCAUUUUUUUUCGUGAAAAGGUGGUGCACAAUGAGUUACUUGUUGCUUAUUGUUCUACCGUUGAUCAAAUUGCUGAUAUCUUUACUAAGGGUCUAGCUCUUGCUCGGUUUUCCUUACUUCAGUCCAAUCUGCAUGUGUUCCCUCACCCCGUCAGCUUGUGGGUGGUGUAA